GAGUGACUGCAUACACUGUAUGAGACAAGCCAAUCCUUUGGAAUCUUACUUAUAUACUCACCCAACCUCAGUGUUCAGUUCAGUGCCAUUAUAAAACCUCUUUCCGGGUGUCUACUGCUUUUAAAUGAAUGGAGACUAUCUGAAACUAUAACCAUGGAUGUAGCUCAGUUGAAGAGGCAGUUAUUUGAGUACACCACUCUACUAUUUCAUGAGGGAUUUCUGGAUGAGCAGUUCACUCAGCUUCAGCAGCUGCAAGAUGAGAACAACCCAGACUUUGUUGUGGAGGUGGUGUCACUGUUCUUUGAUGACUCUGAGAGGCUUCUCAAUGAGCUGGCCACAGCACUUGAUCAGCAGAAUAUUGAUUUCAAUAAGGUGGAUGCUCACGUGCAUCAGCUGAAAGGCAGCAGCUCCAGGAAUGAUGGCUCUUUCAAUUUCCAAAUCCUGAGCGAGAUGAAAUUGUUCUUUGGAAUUACAGCAUUGGCGCGCAGAGAGUUCAAAGAGUCUGCAUCGCCUUCCGCAACUCCUGCCAGGACAAGAAUGUCGAAGGGUGCCUCAAAUGUCUGCAAGAAGUAAAGCAUGAGUAUUCCCUGAUUAAGAAUAAGCUUGAGAUUCUGUUCAAUCUGGAGAAGCAGAUUUUGGCAGCUGGUGGGUCACCUCCUGUGUGAUGAAGUGGGAAUGGAGUUAGGAAAUUUUUACAAGAAUGAAGAAAUGUGACUAUGAGUCCAUUAUUUUUGCUUUUAUUUGAGGAGAGAUGGUCCUCCUUCAUUUGUUUUUCCUCUUAACCCGUUUUCGGCAAGAACUUGGGUGGUGGCAUCAGCUUUUGAUCUUCUCUUGUAGCAAAAUGCAAAUCCAUGAGUAAUCAAAAGAGAACAAUGUGAAUAAACUCUUCAUUGCUCUUAUAAAAAAGCUCGCGUUUCGGUUGCACAAGGCAACAUUGUGCGUGUUACCCAAUCACCAAAAGCCCACAUAAAGUGAAGUUUGUAUGUUUACAAAGAGGAAGGGGAAGAGGAGCUGAUCUCUAGAAGAUGAUUACAUGGCUUCUAGGACAGCAAUCUGAUGUUUUAACCUCCUUUUAGACAAUGACCAUGAUUAUCCUCUCUCUCUCUCUCAGAUGUUAAUAUUAAGAAUCUGAGUCUUUCUUCCAGUUUUAUCAGACUCUCUUACCAGAUUUUGCAUUGCAAGGAGAUGCAUUAUUCUUCUAUUGACCCAACAAAAAAAAAUGUGAAACGACCGGCCAGUAUAGUUGGCCAGCCAAAACC
This is a messenger RNA of Rhodamnia argentea, 1259 nucleotides long. RefSeq names its product histidine-containing phosphotransfer protein 1-like. Gene Ontology annotation, cellular component: nucleus; cytoplasm. Gene Ontology annotation, biological process: phosphorelay signal transduction system; cytokinin-activated signaling pathway; phosphorylation. The record is from RefSeq and is a predicted model, not a curated record. Gene Ontology annotation, molecular function: histidine phosphotransfer kinase activity; protein histidine kinase binding. The transcript has 6 exons. The coding region runs from base 154 to 573 and encodes 139 amino acids. NCBI's taxonomy places the organism in Eukaryota, Viridiplantae, Streptophyta, Magnoliopsida, Myrtales, Myrtaceae.